Molecule: messenger RNA, 1773 nt
Organism: Dendronephthya gigantea
Lineage: Eukaryota; Metazoa; Cnidaria; Anthozoa; Malacalcyonacea; Nephtheidae
Product: serine/threonine-protein kinase sck1-like
Exons: 10
Coding region: 1-1773 (590 amino acids)
Biological process (GO): protein phosphorylation
Cellular component (GO): cytoplasm
Molecular function (GO): ATP binding; protein serine/threonine kinase activity
Source: RefSeq, a predicted model, not a curated record
AUGAUAUUCGAAAAUUUCAAUGUUGAUUAUGACAAUAGUCACAAUACAAAAGAUUCGUCGAAUUAUAACUUCGCAGGGUCUGUUUUGAAAGAUCAGCUUCAUCAAUUUGGCAAAGAUGUACAAGACAAACUAGAUCUGCUUAAAAAUGAACUGCAGCAGAAGUUUGAAGCCGAAUUCGAAGCCCUUUUUGCAAGAGUAAAGAAAGUCAAUGAACUAGAUUCACAAUGUCCAGGAAUUCAGAAACUGGUUAAAGAAGAGGAUUUUCAAAGUGAGAAGAAAGCAGUUGAAAAUUGCUUGAAAGAUGAAACGUUCCAGGAUCUAAAAAAACAGGAAGACCUCUUUGAGAGAAAAAAUGAUGCCAGGAAGUAUCCGAAAAUUUCACAAUGUGCUGGUGGGAAUGGCAACAACUCAGCUUCUAAAACUGAAGUGAAGGUAGCAAAGGAAAACAAACCGUGCAAUCAAGCCACAGCUAGCCCAACUGGAAAUGGGUGUGGAAAAAAUGGUGAAGGAUUUGGUGAUGAUGGCAAUGAUCCACCUGAGAAAAAAUUUAGCUGCUUGAAACCACAUUAUCUGGAUAUUGUUGUUCCCAAGAAAAGUAGACAAAAUGAUAAAUUUCAAGAAAGCAGUUAUAAAGAAUCACACCCUGAAGAAUCACACCUUGAAGCAAUGCCUUAUCAAGAAACUCCAGAUUUAAGUUCCAAUGAAAAUAGAUCAGGACCAAGUGACAGCAAUCAAUCAAAAGAUGUGGAAAUGGAUAUCCUUGAGCCCUUGGACAUGAAUGUUGUGACCUUAUCAGAUAGCAAAGAUGACAAGUGUGAUGAUUCAAAUAACCAAGGUUUGGAUAUCCUCACAGGCAGCAAGAGUAACAUGUGUGAAGCCUCACAAGAACAGAGUGGAAAUAUUCAGGAAACAACAACAGAUGGUGGAUUUGACAAAAUGGAAGUGGAUGCAUCAUGUCUACCAGGCUUGCAUAUCCUUCCAGGCAGCAAGAAUAACAGGCAUGAACCUUUACAUGGCCAAAGUGGAAAUGAACCAGCCACAGCAGUGGGGAGCAAAAUGCAAGUGGAUCCAUCCUAUCAUUUGGAAAUGAAUGCUGGUGAAACAUCGCAUUUUCAGAUUGGAAAUAAACCUGACGAGACAAUUAAAAAUGGACCAAGUGCCUUGGAUAGCUAUAGGCCAUUACCAUAUACAAUCCUGUUACAAUUUGAUCCUGUGUUAAACAUUCAUGGAAAAGAUGGUCUGUAUAAACAUCACCGUGAUUUCACCAUUCUUCGUGUAAUUGAUCGUGGAAAGUUCGGAGUUUGCUAUGAGAUUGAAGACUUGGCAUCUCGAAAAAAAUUUGCAUUAAAGAAGAUCAAGAGUCGAGACUUUGAUCUCAUCGAGCUGGAAAUCUGGUCUAAGAUUAGACCAACCCAUGUAAUCACGCCACUAGGAGCUUAUGAUGAUGGCAACGAUGUCUAUAUUUUUAUGGAGCUUAUGGAUGGUACGUUCAAGUUUAUUGGUCAUAAUCGUGAAGCGUUAGGGCUGACUGAAGAAAGAAUUGCUGCACUUAUAAAACCAAUCUUGGAGUGUCUUGACUUGAUUCAUCGUGAAAAAUGGGUGCACGCUGACAUAAAACCUGAAAACACGUUUUUUGGUCACAACUGCGUGAAACUCGGUGACUUUGGACUUGCAGUCAAUUUAUUGACUCAGAAUAAGAAGUACGGCCUUCGUGGUACUGCGCCGUACAUGUCUCCGGAGAUUUGUCGCGAGGAAGGAUAUGGUCCGCUGUGA